AUGGGAUGUGUAUGUGAGAAAUCGAAAAGAGUACAACCUGAACCCACUCAAAUUGAAGUUCAUCCCUGCGAAACAGCUCAACCUCAAUCUCAACCUGUGAAAUAAACCUCUCUUAAGAAGCUGAAAAUACCCUAAGUAGCUUAUUGAUGUGAUUUUUGUAGAAGAAGAAGAAAGUAAGGGAAACAUAAAAACUGGUCAAGAGCACUAAUGAAGAUGUAAAUUAAUUAUUAAAUGGAAGGGAGUGAAAAUGAUUAACGACUACAUCUUUGAUGAAUUCCUUGGAGAAGGAGCAUUUGGCAAAGUCAAGUUGGCAUUCAAACGAUCAAGUGGCUAAAAAUAUGCUAUUAAAAUCAUGAGGAAAAGUAAACUACGACGAUAAAGAGAGUAUAUUAAGGAUGCUAAGGGAAGUAGGACUGCCUAUUUAAUUAGAUAUGGUGAUUAAGGAUGCUCUCUAAGAUGUAAGACGCGAAAUCGCCAUCAUGAAGAAACUCAGACACAAGAACUUAAUACAAUUGUUUGAAGUCAUUGACAAUCCAAACAACGAUAAACUAUUCAUGGGUAUUAACAUGUCUCAUUAUCAGUCCUGGAGUUUGCUGAAGGAGGACAAGUGAUUGAGUGGGAUGACGAUGAAUGCAAGUUUUAUUAGGUCAACGAGACAGUCGUACUUGAUGAACCACUACUCAAUUAGAUAUUUCGUGAUUGUAUCAAGGGCCUCAAUUAUUGUAACAGUCCUUCAAUUAUCUUCUAUAGUGCAUAAGAAUGGAGUAGUUCAUAGAGACCUAAAACCAUAGAAUGUUCUCUUGACUGAUAAUAAAACUGCCAAAAUUGCUGACUUUGGAGUUUCCACUAUGGUUGGCAGUAAAAAUGAUGUAUUGGAUAAUACUCAAGGGACCUAUUAUUUCAUGCCUCCAGAAGCUUGUGAUAAGGAUAAGGUUAAAGAUGGCUAUUCUGGUAAGGCUGCUGAUAUCUGGGCCUUGGGAAUUACAUUUUUUGCAUUCGUGUAUUUGGAUGUUCCAUUUACAGGCUCAUCUAUUCCUGAGAUACUUCACAACAUUUCUCAUAAUCAGUAAAAACUCAAAAGAUUAUUAGAAUCACAUUCCCAGAAAGAAAUGAUAUCAGUGACGGUCUCAAAGAGUUUCUCCAAUUUAUCCUAUAAAAAGACCCGAAGGAUAGACCAAAGAUACCAGAGAUAGCCAAACAUCCAUGGUUGAAUGCUUAGAAUAUGAAUCUAUGGGAUGAAAUGUAAUCACUCAUAAAAUAUAUAGAAACAAAGAAGAGCAAACAGACAUGGAGAUCGCAUAAACAGAUAUAGAUAAUGCUUAUUCAUUGAGUUCGAUAAUGAUGAUCAAAAAUUGGGCAUUCAAAUGGAGAACCACCUCCAAUCUUAAAAAGAUCACAAAUAUCCAAUAAACAUAAACAUAAACAUAACAAAUCAAUUCAGAAUAGAUAAUUAAAUGA
Paramecium octaurelia is the source of this 1458-nucleotide messenger RNA. NCBI's taxonomy places the organism in Eukaryota, Ciliophora, Oligohymenophorea, Peniculida, Parameciidae. The record is from the annotation of a GenBank genome assembly.